Molecule: messenger RNA, 3385 nt
Organism: Neoarius graeffei (lesser salmon catfish)
Lineage: Eukaryota; Metazoa; Chordata; Actinopteri; Siluriformes; Ariidae
Gene: rgs18
Product: regulator of G protein signaling 18
Exons: 5
Coding region: 46-831 (261 amino acids)
Source: RefSeq, a predicted model, not a curated record
GAGGAUUUGUGGUUAAAUAAGAUUGAUGUCCUGCUGUCUGGCUUUAUGAGUGAGAGAGAGAGAGAGAGAGAGAGACAGAGAGGAAGAGUGAGACAGGGGAAAAGCAUGGAGACCUUUGUCUUUCUGUUUCCUCAAUUUGACUUCUCUGCCCCUAAGGAGGAAGUGUCUUUCAAAAUGCUCGGCGAGACCGUGUGGCGUGCUACCAGAAUGAAAGACAGCCAAUCAAGAAAUAAGGACAAGGACAAAGAUAAGGACAAGGACAAGGACAAAAAGUAUCGACUCAGUCUCCUGAUGACCAGGUCUGGCUCGCAUGAAAAUGUGAGUCCAGAGAAAAAGGUGCCAGCGAAAACCAUAAACAUUCCACCUGAGGUUGCUUUGAGAUGGAGCACUUCCUUUGAAGAUUUACUGGCACAUCCAGAUGGACUGGAGACCUUCACGCAAUUCCUGCGCUCCGAGUUCAGCGAGGAGAACAUCGAGUUCUGGUUAGCGUGUGAGGAUUACAAAAGCACCACGUCCCCUGCUAAUCUACAAUCCAAGGCCAAGCAAAUGUACGCAGUAUUUAUUGAUGCUGAGGCGCCCAAAGAGAUCAAUAUUGACUACUCAACCAAGCUGGACAUUCAGAAGAACAUUGCACAACCAACGCAGUCGUGUUUCGAUUCAGCGCAGAACAAAAUCUACGUCUUGAUGAAGAAGGACUGUUACCCACGUUUCCUCACAUCAGACAUCUACCUGAGCAUAACCAAGAGGAAAGCAGCUCCUGUCAUGACCAGGAGAAGGUCUCGAUCUUUUGUCUUCAGUGACCGCGAGGAUAACGCAGCAGCCUGGUUGUAGCUCCUCGACGUCAGUUAGUAGAAUAGUUUCAACAAUCAUAGCUGUGCGUUUUUCGCACUCAGUGUCUCGGACAGUAUUUUUUCCUCUGGGUCAGCAAAAGAGGUGAGCUUAGAUUCAAAUUUGCAGAUUUGAUCAAAUGACAUCACUGCCAAUAUUGCUUCAUGUACUCGCUUAGCAUAAAAUACUGCUAUUUAUAGCUAGAUAGUGGGCAUACAGGACCGUGUUAAGGCUAGCAAGCUAAAUAUUGAACUUAAACAACAUCAACAUCAACAUUGCCUGUCUAGCAGUAGCUUAUAUUUCGUCGCUAUCCAAGUUCACCAACAAGCUACGUUAAAUGAGAAACUGCUUGAUGGUCAGAUGGUGUUUAGUUUGAUUUUCAGCUACAAGGCAAAUCACAGGUUUAUAUCAACGUGCUUGUUAAAAUGCAAUGCGUUAUCGUUGCUAUAGCAGCCGCUUGUUCUCAGGGACUUCUCUCAGAUGAUAGACAUUAUCUAAAACUAAUAAAAAUGGAUUAAAAGUGUUAAACAUGUUAACAAAGAAUGACAUCUAAUCAAUGGAUAUCAUAAGAUUGUUCUGUAAGAAGGCAGUAUUUAACAUUUAUGGAAGGAGUCUCCAGUGCCAGAGCUUUGGAAAAGAGUAUAGGACCAAGGAGUUUGUAUAACAAGCUAUAUUUGUGUGUGUGUGUGUGUGUGUGUGUGUGUGUGUGUGUGUGUGUGUGUGUUAGUUGUUAACAUUAAAAUAAAGAAAAAUGGUGAGAGAAAGACUGUUUAUUGCUGCUAUAAUGUAGUGUCUUGCAAAAGUAUUCAUCCCCCUUGGUGUUUGUCCUGUUUUGUCACAUUACAAGCUGGAAUUAAAAUGGAUUUUUCGGGGGUUAGCACCAUUUGAUUCACACAACAUGGCUACCACUUUAAAGGUGCAAAUUGUUGUUUUAUUGUGACCCAAAGAAUAAUUAAGAUGAACAAACAGAAAUCUGGAAUGUACAUAGGUAUUCACCCCCACAAAGUCAAUACUUUGUAGAGGCACCUUUUGCUACAAUUACAGCUGCAAGUCUCUUGGGGUAUGUCUGUAUUAGCUUAGCACAUCUAGCCACUGGGAUUUUUGCCCAUUCCUCAAGACAAAACUGCUUUAACUCCUUCAAGUUAGAUGAGAUGCGUUGGUGGACAGCAAUCUUCAAGUUAUGCCAUAGAUUCUCAAUUGGAUUAAGGUCUGGGCUAUGAUUAGGCCAUUCCAAGACAUUUAAAUGUUUCCCUUUAAACCACUCCAGUGUAGCUUAGCAGUAUGUUUAGGGUCAUUGUUCUACUGAAACGUGAACCUUCAUCCCAGUCUGAAACCUCUGGCCGACUGAAGCAGGUUUUCCUCCAGAAUUGCCCUGUAUUUAGUGCCAUCCAGCUUUCCUUCAGUCCUGACCAGCUUUCCUGUCCCUGCAGGUGAAAAAUAUCCCCACAGCAUGAUGCUGCCACCACCAUGCUUCACUGUAGGAAUGGUGUUCUCAGGGUGUUGGGUUUGCCCCACACAUGGCAUUUCCCAUGAUGGCCAAAAAGAUCCAUUUUAGUCUCAUUUGACCAGAGAAUCUUCUUCCAUGUGUUUGGGGAGUCUGCCACAUGCUGUUGGGCAAACUGCAAACAUGUUUUCUUAAUAAAACAACAAGUGGUAGGCAUGUUGUGUAAAUCAAAUGACGCUAACCCCCAAAAAAUCCAUUUUAAUUCGAUCUUGUAAUGCAACAAAACAGGACAAACACCAAGGGGGAUGAAUAUUUUUGCAAGACACUGUACAUGAUAACUUGUUUUGCAACAUUAAAUGUACAAUCUAUACAAUUCAAGACGUGAUGCUAUCGGAAACUAAUCAGCUUCGAGGUGAUAACAGGAAGUCAACUCGACAGGAACACGUCAAGCAACAUGACGCCAUCCUGUCGGUGAUUAUUUUCCUAUAACAGCACACCCCCCAGAAUUCAAACCAGGAGCCAAAGUCGUUCGCAAGCUAGCUAAUCACAGAUAAAGUGUUGCAGCCAUGUCAGAUGAUCACAUUUGCAAUUUCCUGAUCACAUUUAACUUAUGCUUCACCCCUUGUUGUCCCAGGAACUCCUGUCACUAUGCAAAAUCCUGUUCAUGACAGUAUCAGUAUUGCAAGAUUUUUUUUAAUAGAAUAUCUGUUUACAGAAGUGUGAGUAUUAAACUGUGAACCAGGAAAUUUGUUUCUUGCUCUGAGAAGAUUUGUAUCUUUUAUGAAAGCAAUACAGAGAUAUUAGGGACUAAACCAUUUCACCGUUUCACCUUUCCUUCCAGUCUAGAUCAAUGUGUUAGUUUAUUAGUUCCUUCCUAAUCAGGAGAUUUAUUAUUAGCAUUGUGUUUUGUUUUGUUUUUUCACAUUAGGACAUGUUCACAUUCAAGUACUAACAUGAGCCUUGAAUUAUUUAUUGACUAAAACGUUUCCCUUUGCUCAGCCUUUCAUGCUAAUCUAUUUCUGUCUCCAUGAUUACAAUCAUAUCUUGAAUUUGUAAAUUGUAUAUACAACCUGUGUGAUAAACCACUGUAAAAUAAAAGCAUUUCUCAAUCAA